GACUUGGUCUCCGGAACACCUCGCAGAGGUUGAGCGGAUCACAGGCGCCAGGCCAGGCGAAGACGUCCACGGUGGCCAUUCUCGUGAUCCUGGCUGUUCCUCGCCUGCUCCUGCUGGAUCCAGAAUGGCCCUCUGGUGCUACUGCCUCCUGGCCCUCCCGAUAAGGAGUCUCACUGGGACCCCUCCCAACUCCCCAGGUGAAUCAAGGAACCCUUGGGUCACAGCUCCAGUGGCCCCUGGAGAGGUAGUAGAGACUACAGGCGGGGUGUGCAAGUUUCCAGGGCAACGGCUGAGCUGGUGGCAGGCCCAAGAGUAUUGCGAGCAGCGGUUUGGCCACCUAACACAGCAGCACCCAGAUGAGGUCUUCGCGCGACGGCUGCCCGACCCCAUCUGGGUGGGCCAAAGACAAGCCCCUCUGCAAAGACCCCCACAGAGGCGCGCGCGCACCACGUACGCGCUGAUGUUCGGCGAGAGGACCUCGGACAGGGCGGCGCGGCUGCGGACGCCCGUGCCUGCGCUGGGGGCGCUGACGGCGUGCGUGCACGUGCAGUGGGACGCCGCCUCGCCAGACACCGCCGCUCUCUUCUCCCUCGCGGUGCCCGCGCUGGCCAACGCGCUGCAGCUGCGCGCCUUCGCCGAGCCAGGCGGCACCGUGCACGCGGCGCUCGUGGUGCGUGGGCACCACGCGCCCUUCCGCGCUGCCUUCCGCUCGGAUGGCCGCUGGCACCACGUGUGCGCCACAUGGGAGCAGCUGGGCGGGCGCUGGGCGCUGUUCGCCGACGGGCGGCGGCGCGCCGGGGCGCGGGGGCUGGGUGCGGGCCACCCGCUGCCACCUGGCGGCAUCCUCGUGCUGGGCCAGGACCAGGACUCUCUGGGCGGCGGCUUCUCAGCGCGUGACGCUUUCAGCGGCAACCUCACUGACUUCCACCUGUGGGCCCGGGCGCUGAGCCCCACGCAGCUGCACCGGGCACGGGCCUGUGCGCCACCCCCGGGCGGCCUGCUCUUCCGCUGGGACCUGGGCGCCCUGGACAUCACGCCCUCACUGCUCCCGCCGGUGCGGGUGCGGCUCCUCUGUCCGGUGCCCUCAGAGGAGUGCCCUGCGUGGGACCCAGGACCCCGCACGGAGGGCUCUUUGCUCUGCCUGCAGCCACUGCCAUUCCUCUGCUGCUACCAGACAGAGACCUACCGGUGGCUGCAGGAUGCCCCGUCAUGGCCUGGCCAGGAUGUUAUCAGCCACAUCAACGCCUUAGCCAAGGCCAUUGUGCUCCUCCCUGACCCUCUGUCUGAAGCCCACGGAGACCUGUCCCUGGCCGAGGCCUCCAGCUUCCUGAGUAUUCUGGAGAGAGUCCUGGCAAAGGAGGCAGCUCCACUGGGACCAGCUGCGCUGCUGGCUGUCGUGCAGUUCCUGAAAAGAGUGACAGCCCUCGGGGCGUGGGAGCCAGAGCCCAUGACAGGGCCCUGGGAGCAGCUGGGCCGGGCCGUCCUGUCUGUGGCCAGCCUGGUCCUAGAGGAGCAGCUGGCUGGUGCGUGGCUGUCAGUCAGCAAGGUGGUUGGAGGACCCAUGGCCCUGGUGGCAAGCGUGCAGCGCCUGGCGCCCCUGCUGAGCACUGUGCUGACCUCUGAGCGGCCGCGAAUGCACGUCCAGCACCGCCACGCCGGCCUGGACGUGUGGCAUCUACGCUUGAGAGAGGCCAAUGCGGAGGGCAUCGUGUUCACAAUGCCCGGUGGGCAUCCAGAGGGGCCGGGCCACAUCCGCAUCCCCACCGUUGAAGUGAGGCGGCUCCUCCAGAAAGGCCUCUCUGGAGUCACCGUGAUCCACUGCUGGUUCAGCUCCAGUGUCUUCCAGCACACCCAGGGGGCCCCUGGCCAAGAACCCCAGACUCCUGACAGCUCUGAAGAGGCGAGCAGGAUGCAGAGGUUCCUAAGUACCCAGGUGGGGUCAGCCAUCAUCUCCUCUGAGGUGUGGGAUGAGACAGGGGAGGCCAGCACGGCUGUGGCCUUCCACCUGCAACACCAGGUACUCAGUGAUGCUUCUGGGAAACAGCCACCUGCUCCCUACUCGGGGGGCUCCUGGGCCACCACUGGCUGCUCCGUGACUGCCCUGUAUCAGGACUCGACCGCCUGCUUCUGCAACCACAGCACCAACUUUGCCGUCCUGUUGCAGGUAUACGACGUCCAGAGGGGCCCCGAGGAGGAGUCACUGCUGAGGACGCUCUCAUUCGUGGGCUGUGGUGUGUCCUUCUGUGCCCUCGCCACCACCUUCUUGCUCCUCCUGGUGGCCGGGGUCCCCAAGUCAGAGCGAGCCACCAUCCACAAGAACCUUACCUUCUCCUUGGCCGCUGCCGAGGGCGUCCUCAUGGCCAGCGAGUGGGCAGAGGCCAGCGAGGUGGCAUGUGUGGCCAUCACUGCGGUGAUGCACCUGCUCUUCUUGGCCGCCUUCUCCUGGAUGCUGGUGGAGGGGCUGCUGCUGUGGAGCAAGGUGGUGGCGGUGAGCAUGCGCCCGGGCCCCAGGCUGACGCUGUACUACGCCACAGGCUGGGGCAUGCCCGUGGCCAUCGUGGCCAUCACCUUGGCCAUGUGUCCCCAUGACUACGUGGCCACGGGGCACUGCUGGCUCAAUGUGCGUACAGACACCAUCUGGGCAUUUGUGGGGCCCGUGCUCUUCGUGCUGACUGCCAAUACCUGCAUCCUGGUCCGCGUGGUGAUGGUCACUGUGUCCAGCGCCCGCCGUCGGGCCCGCAUGCUGAGCCCACAGCCCUGCUUGCAGCAGCAGAUCAGGAUCCAGAUGUGGGCCACAGUGAAGCCGGUGUUGGUCCUGCUGCCUGUCCUGGGCCUGACCUGGCUGGUCGGCGUGCUGGUGCACCUCAGCCCUGCCUGGGCCUACGCCGCCGUGGGCCUCAAUUCCUUCCAGGGGCCGUACAUCUUCCUGGUCUAUGCCGCCUACAACAGGGAGGUCCGGAGUGCCCUGCAGAGGAUGACUGAGAAGAAGGCAGCAGAGACAUUCAUGGUGGACACCUGGCUCUUAGAGGGACCCAUGGCCCCAGAAUUCCCACAAGCUUCUCCUCCAUCGCAGAUCCUGAGAGACCGGUGA
Camelus dromedarius (Arabian camel) is the source of this 3091-nucleotide messenger RNA. RefSeq names its product adhesion G protein-coupled receptor D2 (gene ADGRD2). Gene Ontology annotation, molecular function: G protein-coupled receptor activity. The coding region runs from base 125 to 3091 and encodes 988 amino acids. Gene Ontology annotation, cellular component: plasma membrane. Gene Ontology annotation, biological process: adenylate cyclase-activating G protein-coupled receptor signaling pathway; cell surface receptor signaling pathway. The transcript has 24 exons. The record is from RefSeq and is a predicted model, not a curated record. NCBI's taxonomy places the organism in Eukaryota, Metazoa, Chordata, Mammalia, Artiodactyla, Camelidae.